Molecule: messenger RNA, 1096 nt
Organism: Eriocheir sinensis (Chinese mitten crab)
Lineage: Eukaryota; Metazoa; Arthropoda; Malacostraca; Decapoda; Varunidae
Exons: 6
Coding region: 334-816 (160 amino acids)
Source: RefSeq, a predicted model, not a curated record
CUCCUGUGCCUUUCUCUAAUCUAUAGGUCUGGUUACGAAAGCAUAUGGAACUUAAACACGAGAAUUGUUCUGAAAAGAAAUGAUGACGUAUCUUAGGGACUUGCAUAUACCAACAGCAAGGUCUGUGUUCUAUUUCCCCACCGUUUCCACUUUCUCCUCCUCACCCUUACGGCAUGAGACUUCCGCACCGCCGACCCAAAACCUUUCUUGGGGUCCGGAAACUGCGCGGUCGGUUGCUUGGGUUGUAUUUUUUAGGUAUAAAUACAUAGCCAGCAGAGGCCAAGGCACAAUACGCCCUGACGUGACCAAGUACUCACCUCCUCUUCGGGUUUGAUGGUUUCUAGCUACUCCGUCAGUGUGGACCAGCGCGCCCUGCAAACCAACGCCAUGGCCGCCAACAAGUACACCCUCGCCAACUGCUGCCUGUGCAUCUCCCUCAGGACCGGCUCCCUCAUCAUCGGCAUCAUCAGCCUGGUGUUCAGUCUGGUGGGCGCCGGGUUCAGCAUCUUUGUGGGCGUCACAGGUGGCGCCGAGGGCUGGGUGGACCUGGCCAUCGACCUUGUCCACUUCGCGCUGGCCGUCAUCCUCAUCCACGGCAUCCGCACGGAGCGCGAGGGCCUCCUGAAGGUGUGGAUCAUCGGCACGGGCUUCCUGGUGGGCCUCAGCAUCAUCCUGGGCAUCAUCAUCAUCCUCCUCACUAACUCCAUCGUCGCCGCCAUCCUCCUACUCGUCGUGUCGGCCAUCCAAAUCUACUUCAUCCUGGUGGUCCGCUCUUACUCCCUCACCCUGUCUGCAGGUCCUCCCGUGGUGGCUUAGGGGCCGAGGCGAGGAGGACAGCAGCCCCAGCACGGCGGUGACCCUGGAACGCUACUCGCGCCCGCCAGUCAUCCCGAACGUCGGCGACAUACGCUAGUUGCCGCUUCGAAGUCGCAAGUUUUCUUCAUCAACCGGGAAGCGUGGGGUUACUAUUUAUAAUCAUGAUUCACUAUGCCUAUAUUAGUUUACAGUAACUUAUAGCCUGUAUCGUGAUGCAGAGGUAGUAUAGUAAUAAGCUGCAUAAUAAAAGUCAAUACAUUCAUUUGUGUUUCCUUCCUUG